Messenger RNA from Sander lucioperca (pikeperch), 3822 nucleotides. RefSeq names its product histone deacetylase 9b (gene hdac9b). Gene Ontology annotation, cellular component: histone deacetylase complex. The record is from RefSeq and is a predicted model, not a curated record. Gene Ontology annotation, biological process: chromatin organization. The coding region runs from base 455 to 2386 and encodes 643 amino acids. The transcript has 11 exons. Lineage: Eukaryota; Metazoa; Chordata; Actinopteri; Perciformes; Percidae. Gene Ontology annotation, molecular function: histone deacetylase activity.
CAUGCAAAUGAAUCUUGCUCCCUCCCUGGCUUGCAUUACUGCCUCAGCGAGGUGCUCAGUGCACACUACACAGUACACGGCUUUCCUAGCAACUCAGCUUUACAUUUUUCUCUGCUCAGACACUUUGCUGAGGAGAGGAAAAGCCACAGACUGGAGAGGAAUAGGGAAAGAGGCAGAUCAGAAGAAAAAAAUGCUGUACUUGGCCAUCUUCUCUUAAAACUGUUAGUGUUUGGAGUGGACACAGAUUGAAGCAGGCACCGGGAGAGUGGCAGCCCUGCAGAGAGAGUGUGCAGUUUGUGUUAUUGCUCUACAGUGAGAGUGGUUUAUCAGAGGAGGAGGCAGAGGAAGGAAGAGAGUUGCCUGUUGUCGUGGUCUCUCCCCUGAGUGGCUGAGGGGUGGCUCUUGGUGACAGGAAACGCAAGGCUUGCAAUGAGACCUGAGCGCUGAGUGGAGUAUGCUGCAGACGAUUUACGAGGGCGAGUCAAGUUUCUCCACAACAGAAGGGCGCGUUGGACACCAGCAGUUUCCCAACCAGAGCAAGAUGCACAACGUGAACAACUCAGUGGACAUUAAACCAGAUGUGCCAUUGGCUGUGGAGUCAUUUUCUCCGUUGGACCUGCGUACAGAUCUGAGGAUGCUGGGUUCAGGCUCGGACCCGGGACUGUGGGAAAGGCAGCUGCAGCAGGAACUGCUCCUCAUUCAGAAGCAGCAGCAGAUCCAGAAGCAACUACUAAUCAGCGAGUUCCAGAAGCAGCAUGAGAAGCUGACCCGUCAGCACCAGGCUCAGCUCCAGGAGCACCUCAAGCUCCAACACGAGCUCCAGGCCAUGAAACAGCAGCAGGAACUUGCAGAAAAGGAGCGUCGUCUGGAGCGGCAGCAGCAGCAGCAGCAGCAGAACCAGCAGGAGAAGGAGCAGGAGAGGCAUCGGCGAGAGCAGCAUGUUUCCUGCCUGAUCCUCAGGGGCAAGGAGCGCUCCCGAGAGAGUCUCACAGGUGCAGUGGCAAGUACAGAGGUGAAGCAGAAACUCCAAGAGUUUCUGUUGAGCAAAUCAGCAAAGGACCCUGCCAGCAAUGGAGUCAAUCAUUCUUUCAUCCACCACCCAAAGCUGUGGUACACGUCCUCUAACCACACAUCACUGGACCAAAGCUCUCCACCUCUGGGCGGCACAUCCCCCACCUGCCAUUAUACUCUGCCAUCACCCAUAGAGAGCAAGGACGACUUCCCCUUGAGGAAGACAGCCUCUGAGCCCAACCUGAAGGUACGAUCCAGACUGAAGCAGAAGGUAGCAGAGAGGAGGAGCAGCCCGAUGCUCAAGAGAAGAGAUGGACUCAUCACAACGCCUUACAAGAAGAGGGCUCUGGAGUUAAUGGACGCUACGCCCACUAACAGUGCCCCCGGCUCCGGCCCCAGCUCUCCCAUAGGGGCCUCCAGUGCCUUAGGGGCUGAAAAUGGACCCUCCUCUCUGCCCACUACCACAAAAACUGAGAGAUGGCCCUCACAGCCGAGAUUAUUCCAACCUGAGGGCGCUGUGUCCAUGCUGAGCUUAUACACAUCUCCCUCCUUACCCAACAUCUCCUUGGGGCUUUCCACUGCAUCCUCACCCAUAAGUGCCGCCAUGGGAUUGAAGGACAGAUCGACAGAAAUCAAGCAUGGGCUGCCUGGGCACCUGCUGGGCCCUGUGCCCCUUCAGACGGGCCUUGAGUCUAAAGUGAGCCCCAGUCACCAGGCCCUCCUCCAACACCUCCUCCAGAAGGAGCAGAUGAGGCAGCAGAAGAUGCUCUCCUCUGGCCAAGGCACCAUGUCAUCCCACCCUCAGUCCCCUCUGGCAAUGAAGGAUCGCCCCUCCAGCAGUCGGCCUAAACUACCAAAACACCGGCCCUUGAACAGGACCCAGUCAGCGCCGCUGCCUCAGAACACAUUGGCCCAACUUGUCAUCCAGCAGCAACACCAGCACUUCCUGGAGAAACAGAAACAGUAUCAGCAGCAGAUCCAGAUAAAUAAGAUCAUUGACUGCAGGAUAUCAUCAUUAAUGCAGAGCCAAUGUGUUUUGCAGCUGUUGUCCAAGUCCAUUGAGCAGUUACGUCAGCCCAGUGCACACCUGCAGGAAUCGGAGGAAGAGCAGGAGGAGCAGCACAGAGAGCUGGCAGAGAGCAUGCAGGAGGACAGGCUGCCCCCUGGAGGAGUCAUCCGGAAGCACACUCUGAGCAGUAGCAGCAGCAGUGGCUCAAGCGGCGAGCUCCACGACACUCACUACGGGGUCAUCAAGGUCAAGGAGGAGCCGGCUGAUAGUGAGGAUGAGGCCCUGACCAAUCAGGGCUUAGAGUCUGAGCAGAGCACCUAUCUUCACCAGGUCAAAGGACGACUGGUAAUAAGAGCCAUGAUCUGAGAAGGGAAGAGGAUGAGAUCACACACUCGCAACAUUCGCAGAUAAACAAAUCUCUACAAACAUGUGCAUCUACAUCCCUGCAGUUUACACACACACACACACACACACACACACACACACACACACACACACACACACACACACACACACACACACACACACAGCCAUUGCACAGGUGGCCAGCUCUCCCUGUGAUGACAUAAUGACCCCUUUACACGCAGCUGCACCCCACACUCUGAGACUCUCUGUUUGUGAUCUUUGUGUAGUGAUCUCUGUAAAAUAUGUACGUUUUACUUUAGUGUAUAUAGUAUGAAGACAAUUUAGACCGUUUCUUUUAAGAGCUGCUUUGGUCGUCUAGAGUCCGCUCAACUGACUAAAAAGUUUCAACUUGUGUUCCAAUUGUGUACAUUUUUGCCAUAAAAUAUUUGAAUGCUCUUUUAUCCUCUUUAACUUUGAGAGUAAUCAUAAAGUUUGUUAAAGAAUUUAAUACACUACAUGCUCCAUUGUUCUCACAAAUCUGUGAUGAUCUUCCACGUAAAGUGGUCUCAGAACUAAAAUAAUUAUGAACAUCUGUGUUUGAGAGAAUGUAUACUUAAAUCCUAACCGAGGACGAUCCUUUAGGGCAGGUUUUUGCGCUUGGAGUGAUAUUGCCAUUGGAAUAUGGUCCACUGCUCAUAUUGCAAUUUGAAGGAUAAAACACUAAAUCCCUGCUUGGGUGUGCAGGCAUCUCCCAACACACCACAAGUCUCCAUGUCGCUCUCUCGGAGUGGUCCCAGAGCCAGGGCCCUGUGUUAAGCCCAGCUCUCCUCUUCCUCUCCCUCUGGGUCCAAAUCAAAGCUCGGCGGGUUCCUGCCCAGCUUUCAGCAGAGGAGUCAGACAGAGAGAAAGAGAGAGAGGGCCGGGCAGGAAAUGCCUUCUAGAAGCCAGGAGUUGGAGUGAUUCAUGUGUGCAGGAAUGUUGAGAGAGGAGGACCUCGGGUUGGAGGAGUCCAAGGGGCCAGGCUUGAGAAUUGAUUUACUGUCAAGGCGAAUUACAAAGUGAGUGGGGAUAUGGUUUAGGGAGUCCCUGUUAAAGGGAAUCGCUUCCUUCGUAUUCCCUUGUGGCAUGCUUACCUCAACAUGCAGGUUUGAUAUUACUUCAGUAAAAAAAAAAAAAAACGGACAGGACUUUGCUUCUUUUUAUUUUUUUGAGCCUGUUUUCCCCUGAAAGUGCCCAUUGCGACAUGUAUAGUCUGUCUUAAAGUGAUCAGUCAAAUGUAUUGCUUAGCCGUAAACCUUCCUGUUUCAUUUGUACUGUCGACUAAAUGUAGAAAAUGCUAAUAUGAGGUUCUGUGUUUGGAUUCAUGUGAAAAUCAAAACUGUCUGUCUUAUACUGUACAUUCAGAUUGUUCGGUUUUAAUGUUUUUAGUGUAAGUAAACACAGCCAGAACAAUGUGA